AUGCCUCCAAAGGAAACACCAAAGAAAUGGAAGCCUCCAAAGGGCCCAAAACCUAUCCAAAGAAAGAAUAAAAAUACUAUUGGGUUAGGUAGAACCAUUCAGCAAGCCAGACGUAAAGAGAAUGAGGUUCAAUACUUACCCGACGGUGAAGAACGUUUCACUACUGAGAAACAUGAAGCAAAUUGGGUUAAGUUGAGAUCUAUCACCCAAGAAUCAGCUUUGGAUGAGUUUUUGAGUACUGCAGAAUUGGCCGACAAGGACUUUGCCGCAGACAGACAUUCCAAUGUCAAGAUUAUCCGUAUGGACAAUGGUGGUGAUGCAGCUAGAUCACAAGGUUUUACUUUAUCUAAUGAACAGAAGAGUAAAAUCAAUGAGAAACAAAGAUUGCAUGCUAGAGAGUUAAUUGUGCCUAGAAGGCCAAAGUGGAACGAAUCGAUGACUAAGUUUGAGUUAGAAAGAUUAGAAAAGGAAGCGUUUUUGGAAUGGAGGCGUAAACUUGCAUUUUUACAGGAAGAUAAUGAAGAUUUGUUAUUAACGCCUUUCGAAAGAAAUAUCGAAGUCUGGAGACAGUUGUGGAGAGUUGUUGAAAGAUGUGAUUUAGUUGUUCAGAUUGUGGAUGCAAGAGACCCUCUAUUAUUCAGGUCCACGGAUUUGGAGAAAUACGUGAAGGAAGUCGAUGAUAGAAAGCAGAAUUUGCUAUUGAUUAACAAAGCGGACUUGUUGACAAGAAAACAACGUAUCAUCUGGGCUAAAUACUUGCUCUCAAGAAAUAUAUCAUUUACUUUCUUCUCCGCAGCAAAGGCCAACGAGAUAUUGGAAAAGCAAGAAGAAUUGGGUGAAGAUUACGUGGAAGAGAAAGAUGAUGAUGAUGAGUAUAAUGGUUCAGAAGAAGAAAUAACCGAACUUGACGGUGAAAAAGUAGAUAAGGAAAUCUUAGAAAAGAUCAAGAUACUAAAGAUUGAACAAUUAGAAUCACUUUUCCUAGAAAAAGCUCCUAGUAAUCCUCUUCUACCCCCACUACCUGGUCAGGAAUCUCUAUUACAAAUUGGUUUGGUUGGUUAUCCAAAUGUGGGUAAGUCUUCCACUAUCAAUGCCUUGGUUGGUGCCAAAAAGGUUUCCGUGUCAUCAACCCCAGGUAAGACUAAACAUUUCCAAACUAUAAAGCUUUCCAAUAGGGUAGUUCUAUGUGACUGUCCCGGUUUAGUCUUCCCCAACUUUGCAUACAACAAGGGAGAGUUGGUUUGUAAUGGUGUUUUGCCAAUUGAUCAACUCCGUGAUUACAUUGGACCAUCUACUUUGGUGGCAGAAAGAAUUCCUAAGUAUUUCUUGGAAGCAGUGUAUGGUAUUCACAUUCAGACUAAAUCAGUAGAGGAAGGUGGUAACGGUGAAGUCCCUACCGCUCAAGAAUUACUUGUUGCAUAUGCUAGAGCCCGUGGUUAUAUGACACAAGGUUUUGGUGCUGCAGAUGAAUCUCGUGCCUCUCGUUACAUUCUAAAAGAUUAUGUCAAUGGUAAGCUUCUAUACAUCAACCCACCACCUCAUAUGGACGAUGAGACACCUUACACUAGAGAAGAAUGUAAGGAAUUCAACAAGGAUCUAUAUACGUUUGAUAAAUUGCCUCUCAACAGGCAAGAGCAGUUAGCAGAGGCUGCAAAGAACAAAGGUAUACAAGAACUUGAUUUGGCCCGUGAUCUAAGUCAGUUAACAUUUUCGGCGCACAUAGGUGGUGAUGGUGACAAGUUACAAGCAAAAUCCGUUAACCAUGGUGGUAAACAAGCUGCUUUAUACAAUGCUGCAGAUGAGCUCGAUAAGAACUUCUUCCAUCUUAACAGUGUACAAGGAAAACUAACGAAUCCUUUCCAUAAACAAAGCCUUAACAGUGGAAACGGUAAGAAACAUAAUAAGAAGAACAAAAAGGGUAAGAAGAAGGCCGCUAUGUAUGCUGAUUAG
Kluyveromyces marxianus DMKU3-1042 is the source of this 1950-nucleotide messenger RNA. RefSeq names its product ribosome biogenesis GTPase LSG1 (gene LSG1). The transcript has a single exon. The record is from RefSeq and is a predicted model, not a curated record. Gene Ontology annotation, cellular component: cytosol. NCBI's taxonomy places the organism in Eukaryota, Fungi, Ascomycota, Saccharomycetes, Saccharomycetales, Saccharomycetaceae. Gene Ontology annotation, molecular function: GTP binding; GTPase activity. Gene Ontology annotation, biological process: ribosomal subunit export from nucleus. Bases 1 to 1950 code for a protein of 649 amino acids.